AUGGCGUCAAGGAAGAAGGUCCUCCUCAAGGUUAUUAUCCUUGGUGACAGUGGUGUGGGAAAAACAAGUUUGAUGAACCAAUAUGUCAAUAAGAAGUUCAGUGGAAGCUACAAGGCCACAAUCGGAGCAGAUUUCCUCACGAAGGAGGUUCUCGUUGACGACCGACUCGUGACAAUGCAGAUCUGGGAUACUGCGGGCCAAGAACGGUUCCAGUCGUUGGGAGUCGCCUUCUAUCGUGGAGCCGACUGCUGUGUCCUGGUUUAUGAUGUGAACAACUCCAAGAGUUUCGAGGCUCUCGACAGCUGGCGAGAUGAGUUCUUGAUCCAGGCAAGCCCGAGGGACCCAGAGAGUUUCCCAUUCGUUGUUAUCGGUAACAAGAUCGAUGUAGAGGAGAACAAGCGUAUGAUCUCCUCAAAACGGGCCAUGACUUUCUGCCAGUCGAAGGGUAACAUUCCCUACUUCGAGACCAGUGCCAAGGAAGCUGUCAACGUCGAGCAGGCGUUUGAAGUUAUCGCGCGGAGUGCACUUGCCCAGGAAGAGGCUGAGGAAUUCAGCGGUGAAUUCAGCGACCCAAUCAACAUCCAUCUGGACAAUGACCGUGAUGGCUGUGCCUGUUGA
This is a messenger RNA of Penicillium psychrosexuale, 618 nucleotides long. It is a transcript of the gene rab7, whose product is annotated as Rab family GTPase YPT7. Lineage: Eukaryota; Fungi; Ascomycota; Eurotiomycetes; Eurotiales; Aspergillaceae. Gene Ontology annotation, biological process: regulation of vacuole fusion, non-autophagic. Bases 1 to 618 code for a protein of 205 amino acids. The transcript has 6 exons. Gene Ontology annotation, cellular component: vacuole; phagocytic vesicle; late endosome. Gene Ontology annotation, molecular function: GTPase activity; GTP binding. The record is from RefSeq and is a predicted model, not a curated record.